This is a messenger RNA of Durusdinium trenchii, 4023 nucleotides long. Lineage: Eukaryota; Dinophyceae; Suessiales; Symbiodiniaceae. The record is from the annotation of a GenBank genome assembly.
AUGGAUGAUCCAUUUGCCGUUCUACGGAUUCCUUCUUUUACGGUGCGCAAGGAAUCUGAUCUACCCAAGUUGAAGGAGAGGGCUAAGAACUUAGUGAAGCAGUAUGAGAAAGUCAACAAGUUUGACAAAGCCCGUGAAGUUGAAGUGGCUUACAGAAGUGUGAAGGAAAUGGUCAUCAAGAGAGCCAACUGCGCCGGGUCAAAAGCCUUCAACAAAGUGAUGGUGAAUCGGCCUGCAAAGUCGUCCUCCGAAAAGGUGCCGGAGAAGUCCGGGGAAAAGUCCGGUCCCAAAAACCCUGCCGAGGUUCAUUUUCUGAAAGCUCAGGGUGCCAGGGGCACAGCGAGCGCAGGCACAGCCGCGGCUAGCGAAAAGCCGGUGCCUGCCCCAUCGCAACCCUGCAAGAGCCGCGAGGAGCGGCUGAAAGAAAAGCUGGAAGCUAGAAGAGCCGCUGCCAGCGAGAAAGACAAGAGAGCAGCUGCCAUUAAAGAGAAGCUGGCGGCAAAACGUGCCAAGAAGAAUGGAGACGCACUCCCAAGUGCAAGCUCUCCGGUUGAGUCAAUGCCAUCCCUUGAAAACAUGGCUAGUCCCGACAGCUCUGGUGUGGAAGCCGAUGCCGACCAUCGGAAGGAGGCUGGAGCGGGUACUGAUGAGCACAGUCACAAUGCAAGUCCCGACCAGAAUCCUCAUCCUCAAGGUCCUGACGGUGAUGACGGUCCCAACAUGCCUGAAGAAGACAUGGCGGGCGGCUACCUUUGGAGAGCAGCUGGCCUAGUUCUUGCAACUUUGUACCCGGACUGGGACUUCAUCAGAAAUGCAUGCUUUCACCUACCACCUGCACACGGGGCUAAGACCUUGAGAUUUCAAGAGUCACCGUGGAGGUCUGAAGCACCGGUGACGGCGCCAAGCGAGAUGCAGGUCACAGGUCAGCUGGGCGCAGUCAUGAGCGAGUCCAGCAGCAUCUCUCUCACGUACGCGCGCAUGUUCAUCCGGGAGCUGGACCCUCAGAAAUCAUUUCUCGACCAGGCCCAAAUACAUUUGAACGUCCCAGAAGGUGCCACCCCCAAGGAUGGCCCGUCAGCUGGGGUGACGAUGGCUGUGGCGUUGGUGAGCUUGGCACUGGAAGUUCCUGUGAGGCCAGAUGUGGCCAUGACUGGAGAGCUGAGCUUGAUGGGAAAGGUCUUGAAGGUGGGUGGCAUCCAAGAAAAGAUCAUCACUUGCUCAUUGCCAUGCUUGAUGCAAGAUCAGGGCUUUGUGGAUGCAUGGACCAACACCGACAUCGGACGUGUCAUUGGCUUUGCUUCCCUAGCUGCAGCCAUCGGUUAUGGGGUCCACGGUCCAUGCAUUGACCGAUGGGGUGCAGUCUUUGGCCUCAGUAUGGCCUUGGGAGGAUGCUGCUUGGGCGCCGCACUGCUAGCCACUUCAACCACACAGGCACGAUUCAUCGCUGGUGCUUCAGUGCUGCGUUUCAGCUAUGCAGCUGGCUGGCCUGCCGAGAUGAAGGCCUUAAAGCUCUUGGUGCCCGAGGAGCACCAACCGAUGGCUGUCUCGACCUUGGGCUUUGCAUCACGUGGGGGCGCAAUUCUUGGGAUGUGUUUCUUUGGCAUUUUGACACAGAACCACAUUCUCACAUGGCGAGAGAUCGCUGUCCAAGCCGCCUUCUUGCUGCUCAUCAUCGGGAGUGGAAUUGUAGUCAGCAUUCGGCAGCUUAUCAAGGCAGCUCCUUCUUCAAAGAGCACUGGACAUCAAAAAUCAAUAGGAAGCCUGCUUCAGGAGCCUUCGGUGUGGCUGCUGACCUUUGCAUUUGCAUGCCUCUGUCACGUUCAGCAUGCCGAUGACUUUAUGCCUUUGCUCUUUCGGGGACUGACUGGGUCAACCCACAGUGUGACCUUCUCAGCUGUCUACCCCGGCGGUGGCAUCGCAGCAAUGGUGUUGAAUGCCUGGAAGGGGCACUUGUUAUCGCGCCGCCGGCGAGAGCAACUCUAUGUCAUCGCUUCAGCGGCUUCUGCCACCCUCUUAGGGCUUUUGCUUCUGCUUCACCGAGCUGCAGCAGAGCCGGGGGAGUCCACAUCACCUCUGAUGACCUGGCUCAUUGCUUUGAUCCUGUUUGUGGCAGCUUUUUGCUGCGCAAUGCCUUACUACUUGGUCCCAAAUUUGUUUGCCUUUGAUCUCAUGGGCACAGAGUGUGCAACCUUGAUAGCAUGGUUUGAGCUGACAUCCUUUUGCACCAAGAUGCCUGCCCACAUGCUUUCUCUCCGAAUGGCAGAGGAGAGUUGGGACCUAGUUCUGCUACAGCUGACGGUGACCAUGUUCUUUGCGGCCGCACUGAUCCAAGCAUUGCUCCCCCUGUGGCGAAGCUUGCAGUCACAUCGCCGCCAUGGAGGCAUCUCGCCCCUCACCAACUCGCCACCUCUUCAAGCAGGAUCCCCGACCAAGCCCAAGAAGCUUGUCUCAGAGAUCAAUCUCGAGCCAGCAGUUGAUGAUGAUCAUGUGGGGCACUACUACAGGCACGAAGAAGUGAAGCGCCGAGGUCUGGGAGCCGAAUCCACGGCCGUGCAGGGUGCUGACGGUCUUCUUCGAGAGACGGCGAUGGACCGAACACCCACGUGGAAGAGUGCGACGGUCACUGGCAUGUUCCCAGCUGAUGUUGACAUUCAGAAGAUCGUGGCCGUGGUGCAGAAAUGCUUUGAUUUCGAUGAGCCACCAUUGUGGAGAAUUACCAGAGUUCAAGAUGCUUGUGGUGCGAUGUCAGAGGGCCGUCGCGUGCUGCGCUUGGAAGGUGGUGCAGCCUUUGGACUCGGAGAUCAUCCAACCACGCAGGGCGCGGUGGAAUUCCUGGAGAAGGAUCGAGUUGAUCGAGUUUUAGACUACGGAACUGGCUCUGGUGUGCUGGCGAUUUGUGCUGUGCACCUGGGCGCCUCCACUGUGGUGGGUGUCGAUGUCGAUGAAGGGUCGAUAGCAGCCCGCUUGCGAUUCAGCUGGAGUUUGCGGCUCACUUGGUCCAAGACUACGGGCUAUUUCAGGUUGUUGAUGGAUACGUUCUAUGCCGACAUUGAUCAGACGGUCUUCGAGAUUUCUUCAGACGAGGAGGAGGCACCUGCUAUCAUCGAUGGCUCGGGAUAUGCAUGCCUUUUGGGGCAGCCUAAUUGUUUGUCUGAACGUCGCAUGGGCAAUCCAGGAAUACAGCUGCGCCACAUUGCGCAAUGCUCAGCCCCGGGAGUUGAGUCUUAUAGCGACUUGCAGAGCACCGAUCUGGAUAAGCCAUUGGUGGGACUUGCUCCAGCCCUGGCACGCAGCUGCGAAAAUGGAGGGCGACUGGCCUUGACAGGGCUGCGGGUUGACUUGGGCGAUGGUGAAGCCGUUUCUGGACAGCAGGCAUUCAGCCCCGCAUUCCACAGCUUUGUGAACGUCGACUUGCCUGGCGGCUGGCUUCUUGUGGAAGCAGAACGUGCGGCCGAAAAGGGCGGGGAGUGUAUUUACGAGCUGGCCUCACUGCUCACUUUGUCGAUCAUUUCGACGAUGUAUAUAGAUAUGCCUUCGAAGGCACAGAGGCGCCGCCGUUGCCGUUUCAGCCCAGGGGUCUACCCGUGUGGCUCUUAUGAAGUCCUGGCCGUGGCGGCCGUGGCGGCCGUGGCACGGCAUUUCAUGACCGAGGCCAAGACCGUGGUGACACCGGCUGAUGCCAUGACCUGCCGCAUUUGCUUGGAAUCUGACACAUCAGAGGGGGAUGAGCUUCUAGCCCCAUGCUUGUGCUGCGGCAGUGCCAAGUCUGGGCCUGAUGUUUCCGACCGCCGCACCGCCGUUUCAGCACUGACGCUGUGCACCGAGGCGAUGUUCCCAAGUUUGAGCUUGCCCUUGGAACUGCUUUGGCGGCCGAAUCUGCAACAAGAAGAGGCGCUCUAUGCCGCACAGCGCGAAGCUAUUCGAAUGCAAGAGCCGCUGACCCAGCCGAUUGGCCUUGAGAAAAAGCCGCAACUCGGCCACAAUCCGUCACGAUGCCUUGGCCGCUUGGCCUUGGCAGUCUGA